Molecule: messenger RNA, 3013 nt
Organism: Echinops telfairi (small Madagascar hedgehog)
Lineage: Eukaryota; Metazoa; Chordata; Mammalia; Afrosoricida; Tenrecidae
Gene: CHSY3
Product: chondroitin sulfate synthase 3
Exons: 3
Cellular component (GO): Golgi cisterna membrane
Molecular function (GO): glucuronosyl-N-acetylgalactosaminyl-proteoglycan 4-beta-N-acetylgalactosaminyltransferase activity
Source: RefSeq, a predicted model, not a curated record
GGAGCCGCCGCCCCGAGCGCCGGACCCCGGGAUUUCCUGUACGUGGGGGUGAUGACCGCGCAGAAGUACCUGGGCAGUCGCGCGCUGGCGGCGCAGCGGACUUGGGCGCGCUUCAUUCCUGGCCGCGUGGAGUUCUUUUCCAGCCAGCAGCCGCCUGACGCCGGGCUCGGCCAGCCCCCGCCAGCCUUGCCGGUCAUCGCGCUGCCCGGAGUAGACGACUCCUACCCGCCCCAGAAAAAGUCCUUCAUGAUGAUCAAGUACAUGCACGACCACUACCUGGACAAGUAUGAGUGGUUCAUGCGUGCGGACGACGAUGUCUACAUCAAAGGUGAUAAGUUAGAAGAGUUUCUGCGAUCACUGAAUAGCAGUAAACCUCUCUACCUGGGACAGACUGGUUUGGGCAAUACUGAAGAACUUGGAAAGCUGGGCCUGGAGCCUGGGGAGAACUUCUGUAUGGGUGGACCUGGCAUGAUUUUCAGCCGAGAAGUUCUCAGGAGGAUGGUGCCACACAUUGGCGAAUGCCUUAGAGAAAUGUACACGACUCACGAAGAUGUGGAAGUGGGAAGAUGUGUUCGGCGCUUUGGUGGGACUCAGUGUGUCUGGUCUUAUGAGAUGCAGCAACUCUUUCAUGAAAAUUAUGAACACAAUCGAAAGGGUUAUAUCCAAGACCUUCACAACAGCAAAAUCCAUGCAGCCAUCACCCUUCAUCCUAACAAAAGGCCUGCAUACCAGUACAGGCUGCAUAAUUACAUGCUCAGCCGCAAGAUUUCUGAGCUUCGCUACCGUACCAUCCAGCUCCACCGGGAAAGCGUGCUGAUGAGCAAGCUCAGUAACAGUGAAGCGAGCAAAGAGGACCAGCAGCUGGGAGUGAUGCCUUCCUUUAACCACUUCCAGCCUCGGGACAGAGAUGAAGUGAUCGAAUGGGAGUUUCUGACAGGGAAGCUCCUUUACUCAGCAGCUGAGAAUCAGCCACCUCGACAGAAUAUCAACAGCAUCCUAAGAACAGCUCUGGAUGACACCGUGCUACAGGUGAUGGAGAUGAUCAAUGAGAAUGCCAAGAGUAGAGGCCGACUCAUUGAUUUCAAGGAAAUUCAGUAUGGCUACCGCAGGGUGGAUCCCAUGCAUGGGGUGGAAUAUAUUUUAGAUUUACUCCUCUUAUACAAAAGACACAAGGGCAGAAAACUGACUGUGCCAGUGAGACGCCACGCGUACCUUCAGCAGCUGUUCAGCAAGCCUUUCUUCCGAGAAAUGGGCGAGUUCGACGUCAACAGCCUGGUGGAGAGCAUUAACAGUGAAACUCAGUCCUUCUCCUUUAUAUCGAAUUCGUUAAAGAUGCUCUCCUCUUUUCAAGGUGCCAAAGGGGUGGUUGGGCACGAUGAAAAGAAAAUACACAUUCUGGUGCCUCUCGUAGGAAGGUAUGACAUUUUCUUGAGAUUCAUGGAGAACUUUGAAACAAUUUGCCUUAUCCCAAAGCAAAAUGUCAAGCUGGUCAUCAUCCUUUUCAGUCAAGAUUCUGGCCACGAUUCUAGCAAUCAUAGUGACCUGGUAAAGGGAUAUCAGAACAAGUACCCUAAUGCAGAAAUGACCUUGAUCCCCGUUAAGGGAGCGUUUUCCAGGGGUCUUGGUCUUGAAAUGGCCUCUGCCCAGUUUGACAAUGACACCUUGCUGCUAUUUUGUGAUGUUGACUUGAUCUUCAGAGGAGAUUUUCUCCAACGGUGUAGAGACAACACAAUUCAGGGACAACAGGUGUACUACCCCAUCAUCUUUAGCCAGUAUGACCCAAAGGUAACCAAUAGGGGCAAGCCUCCCAUUGAUGAUGAUUUCGUUUUCUCAGAGACGACAGGAUUCUGGAGAGACUACGGAUAUGGAAUCACCUGUAUUUAUAAAAGUGAUCUUCUGGGCACGGGUGGAUUUGAUACCUCAAUACAAGGCUGGGGACUGGAAGAUGUAGAUCUCUACAACAAAGUUAUUUCAUCUGGCUUAAGGCCCUUCCGAAGUCAAGAUGUAGGAGUGGUGCAUAUUUUCCACCCAGUUCAUUGUGAUCCUAACUUGGACCCUAAGCAGUAUAAGAUGUGCUUAGGGUCCAAGGCAAGUACUUUUGCCUCGACCAUGCAACUGGCUGAACUCUGGUUAGAAAAACAUUUGGGUGUCAGGUACAAUCGAACUCUCUCCUGACAGUCCAGGCAACACGUAUUGCCUUUUGAAAGGGGAAGUUUACCUCAUUGUUGGUUGUUGUUAUUUUUAUUUUAUUAUUAUUAUUAUUGUUAUUGUUAUUAUUGUUGUUAUUUUAUUUGUGUUGUCGCGGUCUGAAACUACUCUUGGUUGUCUUCCAAAGGGUGUUUGUUGACCUCAAGCAAGAAGAGUCUGCAGUUCACUGAUAUUUCAGAUUUCUACUGAAGUCAAUAUGUGUGUUAACUUUUUUUAUAACUUUAUUCAAGAUUGGUUUAAACCAUGGCAAUCAAAUGACUUUUGAAGCUCAUUCAUCAGGAGAGCUGACUUAGAAGAAUGUUUUCUUGGGACUUAAAGAGGCAAUAUCGACUUUUAUUUUGUUUGUCAAAUUUAAUGUGAUACAAAUAUUUACUGGGGAAAGGUACCACAAAAGUGCUUUAUGCUUCCUACGGGGAAGGGACUCUGUAACAUACACUUGAGUUUUGUAAUUUAUACAAGGACUUAAAUAUAUAGACGAUAAUUUUCUUCAUCUUUAGAAUUUUUAAAGUAAAUGAACACCUAUGAUUGUAUGUUUAUUUUUUAAAAAAAUGUUUUAAAAAUUGAGGAGUUUUGUUCUACAAGCAACCGGUACUGGCUACCCUGGUCUUAUGACAAUUAUGCACUCCUCACAACUGUCUGCUAUAAAUGCGAAUGAACUUUAUUUUCUCAAGGAAAUAUGAUUUAAUUAAAUAUUCAUGUACAUUUUAGAAGCUUUAUGAAACAAUGUCCUUCAUUUGCUGGCAAGAAGAUACAAUAUGACAGAACCUGGUAAUUUAUAAUAAAAUACAGGCGUAACAGUAUUCUU